Cavenderia fasciculata is the source of this 1770-nucleotide messenger RNA. Its product is annotated as sulfate adenylyltransferase. Lineage: Eukaryota; Evosea; Eumycetozoa; Acytosteliales; Cavenderiaceae. The record is from RefSeq and is a predicted model, not a curated record. The transcript has a single exon. Gene Ontology annotation, molecular function: ATP binding; adenylylsulfate kinase activity; sulfate adenylyltransferase (ATP) activity. Gene Ontology annotation, cellular component: cytoplasm. The coding region runs from base 1 to 1770 and encodes 589 amino acids.
AUGAUUCCAUCUACACUUUCAACAACACAAUAUCACGAUUUACCAGAAGGAGGAUCAAUUCCACAUGGUGGUAAAUUGGUUGAUUUAUUGGUACGUGGUGAUCAACAAGUAGAGGCACUCAAGCAACGUGCCAUCAACUUGCCAUCACUCUUGUUGACACGUCGUCACUUGUGUGAUAUCGAGUUGAUUUUAAAUGGUGGUUUUUCGCCAUUGGACCAAUUCAUGGAUGAAGAGACAUACAAUGGUGUCGUUGAAAAUAUGCGUUUGCCAUCGGGUGUCCUCUUCCCCAUGCCCAUUACAUUGGACGUUACCAAAGAGUUUGUUGACAGUGUCAUUGCCACCACUGACCGUGACAUUGCCUUGCGUGACGAAGAGGGUAAUUUAAUUGCCUUGAUGAACGUGUCAUCGAUUUUCAAGGCCGACAAGGACAAGGAAGCUCGUUUGUCAAUGGGAUCAAUCGACCCAUUCCACCCAGGUGUCGCCUCGAUCCUCGCCACCAAAGAAUACUAUAUCGCCGGUCGUUUGCAAGGUGCUCAAUUACCAGUCCACUAUGAUUACAACGGUCUCAGAAGAACACCAAUUGAAGUUCGUAACAUGUUUAAGGAAAAGGGUUGGAAGAAUGUCAUUGCCUUCCAAACACGUAACCCAAUGCAUAGAGCCCACAGAGAGUUGACUGUACGUGCCGCCGAACUCAACCCAGGUUGCAACCUUUUGAUUCACCCAGUUGUCGGUAUGACCAAGCCCGGUGACAUUGACUACCACACUCGUGUCAAGUGUUACAAGUCUAUUAUUGGCAGUUACCCAGAAGGUCUUGCCGAACUCUCGCUCCUCCCAUUAGCCAUGCGUAUGGGUGGUCCACGUGAGGUCGUAUGGCACGCCAUCAUCCGUAAAAACUAUGGUUGCACCCACUUUAUCGUCGGUCGUGACCACGCUGGUCCAGGAGAGGACAAGACAGGCAAGCCCUUUUACGAGCCAUACCAAGCACAAGAGAACGCACUCAAAUACGAGUCAGAGUUGGGUGUCAAGAUCCUCCCAUUCCAAAUGAUGGUCUAUGUUGCCAACCACGACCGUUACUACCCAGUCGACCAAGUACCACAAGGCGAAGAGACAUCAAACAUCUCGGGCACCAAGUUGCGUCACCUCCUCAGAACCGGUGGUGAGAUUCCAGACUGGUUCACCUAUAAAGAAGUCGUCGGUAUCUUGCGCGAGUCAUGUCCACCACGUCACAAACAAGGUUUCACCAUCUUUUUCACCGGGUUCUCGGGAUCGGGCAAGAGCACCAUUGCCAACGCCCUCAACGAAGCCUUGCUUGCAAGCGGCAGCAGAGCUAUCACCCUUUUAGACGGCGAUGUCGUCCGCACAUUCUUGUCGAGUGAGUUGGGCUUCUCCAAGGAUCACCGUAACCUCAACAUUAAGCGUAUCGGUUUCGUUGCCUCUGAAAUCAAUCGUGCUGGUGGUAUUGCCAUCUGUGCUCCCAUCGCCCCAUACGAAGAAUCUAGAAAGUUUGCCAGAGAGUUGGUCAACAACUCACAAGGUGGUUUUGUCGAGAUUCACAUCUCUACACCCAUCGAAGUCUGUGAAAAGCGUGAUCGCAAGGGUCUCUACGCAAAGGUCCGUGCUGGUCAACUCAAAGGUUUCACUGGUAUCGAUGAUCCAUAUGAAGCUCCACAAAACCCAGAACUCCGUAUCGAUACCACCAACACCUCUGUCAAGGAUGCCAUUCAUCAAAUUUUAGAUUAUUUAACUAAAGAAGGUUAUUUAACUCAAUAA